Molecule: messenger RNA, 8467 nt
Organism: Sphaeramia orbicularis (orbiculate cardinalfish)
Lineage: Eukaryota; Metazoa; Chordata; Actinopteri; Kurtiformes; Apogonidae
Gene: robo2
Product: roundabout, axon guidance receptor, homolog 2 (Drosophila)
Exons: 31
Coding region: 715-5460 (1581 amino acids)
Molecular function (GO): protein binding
Source: RefSeq, a predicted model, not a curated record
GCGUGGAGGCUCAGUGCGCGUGGCUGCGGGCUGUGCCGGUGCGCUCCUAGCGGCAGCACCGUUGAAACCAAAAGGCAGAGACGGAGACGGAGGAUGUUGAACUGACUUCUAUGACUGUACAUUUACUGCGCUAUAUCUCAUGCCAAGCACAUGGGUCUUUUGGGAGCGGGUUCCCUUAGUAAUAAAACAACUUUUUGGGAAUGCAUGAGGGCUGAGGGCUGCUCUGUAGACACACUACCAUCCGUGCCAUGCGUAAAAGUGUGGAGGAACCGCUGAAGAUUUAAAAGGUGUCAGAGACGCGCCUGAAGACGCCGAGGACCUCCGCAGGAGAAGUGCACAACCUACGCUUGUUUUCCAAUGUGGACUUAAAUAUUUCCUCGUGUGAGCGGCUGUGUGAGGUGCAGGUUGUGCAGUAGGUCAUCUCGGACAACACGCACAGAUUGCGGAUGAACUCACGGAGGAAACAGGGAUAAUAUCCACAGAGCCAGAGUUUGGUUUCAAGGUUUGGUGGAUAUGUACAGCCCGAGCAGCUCCGGGUGACCCACUGUUAAAUGGAUCCUCUUACUUUUUGGACACUGAAACUGGCUUUUGUCAGUAACUAGGACCCGUGUAACUCCCUGAGAUCCGGAAUAGACUUGGUUGUCAUUUUGGACAUAUUUUUCUGCAGUGAAUUCGAGGAUUUGCGCGCCAGCCGUGGAUGUUUAAUAUGCUAGUAUGGGUCCGCUAGCGUUCAUCCUUGUUGGUGGAUUACUGUAUUUUCAAGUUGAUGGAUCCCGUCUGCGCCAGGAGGACUCCCCACCCCGGAUUGUGGAGCACCCCUCUGACCUGAUCGUAUCCAAAGGGGAACCCGCCACUCUCAACUGUAAAGCAGAGGGGCGGCCGACCCCAACGGUGGAGUGGUACAAGGAUGGGGAGCGGGUGGAAACAGACAAAGAUGACCCACGUUCUCACCGCAUGCUUCUUCCCAGUGGUUCGCUCUUCUUCCUUCGCAUCGUUCACGGUCGUCGGAGCAAACCGGAUGAGGGAGCUUAUGUCUGCGUGGCCCGGAAUUACCUGGGAGAAGCCGUCAGCCGCAAUGCAUCUUUGGAAGUAGCAUUGCUGCGAGAUGACUUCAGACAGAAUCCCACAGACGUGGUGGUGGCAGCAGGAGAGCCAGCGAUUCUUGAGUGUGUUCCUCCCAGAGGCCAUCCUGAACCCACCAUCUACUGGAAGAAAGAUAAAGUGCGAAUCGAUGACAAGGAUGACAGGAUCACUAUACGAGGAGGGAAGCUAAUGAUCUCAAACACAAGAAAGAGUGAUGCUGGCAUGUACAUCUGUGUGGGCACCAAUAUGGUUGGAGAAAGAGACAGCGAGACGGCACAAGUCACAGUGUUUGAGCGACCAACCUUCCUCAAGAGGCCCAUCAACCAGGUGGUCCUGGAGGAAGAGACAGUUGAGUUCCGAUGCCAGGUACAAGGAGACCCCCAGCCGAAUGUACGCUGGAGGAAAGAUGACAUUGAUGUUCCUCGUGGGAGGUACGAGAUCAAGUAUGACAAGGACGACUACGUGCUGAGAGUGAAGAAGGCUUCCAUCAGCGACGAGGGCACGUUCACCUGUGUUGCAGAAAACCGUGUGGGCAAACUGGAAGCCUCUGCCACUCUUACAGUCAGAGCUCGCCCUGUCGCUGCCCCGCAGUUUGUCAUCCGCCCAAGGGACCAAAUUGUUGCUCAGGGUCGCACUGCCACCUUUCCAUGCGAGACCAAAGGAAACCCUCAGCCUGCUGUCUUCUGGCAGAAGGAGGGAAGUCAGAAUUUGCUUUUUCCAAACCAACCCCAGCAGCCCAACAGUCGAUUCUCAGUGUCGCCCAGUGGAGACCUCACCAUCUCAUCUGUGCAGCGGGCAGAUGCUGGUUACUAUAUCUGCCAGGCUCUGACCGUUGCAGGCAGUAUCCUCGCCAAGGCUCAACUGGAGGUCACAGAUGUGCUUACAGACAGACCACCACCCAUUAUUCGCCAGGGUCCAUCCAAUCAGACACUGGGGGUGGACAGUGUGGCACUGUUGAAGUGUCAGGCAUCAGGAGACCCCAUCCCCUCCAUCAGCUGGCUAAAGGACGGGAACAGUCUGCUAGGAAAGGACCCCCGGAUGUCCCUGCAGGAGCUGGGCAGUCUGCAGAUCAAAAACAUCAAGCUCUCAGACUCUGGGAUCUACACCUGUGUGGCAACCAGCUCCAGCGGUGAAACUUCAUGGAGUGCUUUCUUAGAAGUCAAAGAGUCUGGCGGAGUGGUGGUCAUGAAGAAUCAGGAUGAAAAUGAGCUUCCAGGCCCCCCAUCUAAGCCCCAGGUCACAGAUGUUACAAAGAACAGCGUGUCCUUGUCUUGGCAGUCUGGGAUGGCCGGAGCAUCACCUGUUUCCUCAUUUGUCAUUGAGGCCUUCAGUCAGUCAGUGAGCAACAGCUGGCAAACAGUAGCAGAUCACAUUAAAACCACGCAGUUUACUGUCAGAGGUCUUCGUCCCAACACCAUCUACUUGUUCAUGGUCCGAGCGGUCAACAGCCAGGGCCUCAGCGACCCCAGUCCCAUGUCAGAUCCUGUCAGAACACAAGAUAUAAGUCCUCCGGCUCAGGGUGUUGACCACCGGCAUGUUCAGAAGGAGCUCGGAGAGGUCAUUGUUCGGUUACACAACCCAGUUGUCCUGAGUCCCACAGCCAUCCAGGUCACGUGGACAGUGGAUCGUCAGUCCCAGUUCAUCCAAGGUUACAGAGUUUUAUACCGGCAGACAUCAGGGCUGCCAUCUCCGGGAACCUGGCAGACUCAGGAUGUGAAGGUCCCUUCUGAACGCAGUGUUGUCAUCUCAGCGCUCAAAAAGGGGAUUGUGUAUGAGAUCAAGGUUCGGCCUUACUUCAAUGAGUUCCAAGGCAUGGACAGUGAAUCCAGGACAGCGCGGACUACCGAGGAAGCUCCCAGCGCCCCGCCUCAGCAGGUAACAGUCCUAACCGUGGGAAACCAGAACAGCACUUCCAUAAGCAUCUCCUGGGACCCACCUCCUCCAGACCACCAGAACGGUAUCAUCCAAGAGUAUAAGAUCUGGUGCCUGGGGAACGAGACACGCUUCCAUGUAAAUAAGACUGUGGACGCGGCCAUACGCUCAGUGGUGGUGGGCGGACUGCAGGUGGGAGUGGUUUACAGAGUGGAAGUGGCUGCCAGCACUAGUGCAGGGGUUGGCGUUAAGAGUGAUCCUCAGACUAUUGUCAUCGGUAAGGAGUUUCGGGAUGUGUUUAUACACGGAAACAGGAACAACAGCAUCACAGAACAGAUCACUGAUGUGGUGAAACAGCCUGCUUUUAUUGCUGGGAUCGGAGGAGCCUGCUGGGUUAUCCUCAUGGGCUUCAGCAUCUGGCUCUACUGGAGGAGAAAGAAGAGGAAGGGCCUGAGCAACUAUGCAGUUCAGUCCUUCACCUUCACCCCUGCAGUGACAUUCCAGAGAGUCGACGGUGGUUUGAUGAGUAAUGGAAGCCGGCCAGGCUUACUGAAUGCCAGUGACCCAGGUUACCCCUGGUUAGCGGACUCCUGGCCAGCCACCAGCCUGCCUGUCAACAGCAGCUCCGGAGGCCCCAACGACCUGAGUAACUUUGGCCGAGGAGAUCUUCCCACUGGCCAAGGGGAUAAGACGGGCACCAUGCUCUCUGAUGGAGCCAUCUAUAGCAGCAUAGACUUCACCACCAAAGCCAACUACAACAGCCCUGGCCAAACAUCCCAGGCCACUCCCUAUGCCACGACCCAGAUUCUCCACUCCAGCAGCAUCCACGAGCUGGCUGUGGAUCUGCCUGAGGCCCAGUGGAAGGCCUCCCUGCAGGCAAAGCAGGAGAUGGCCAGCUUGGGCUACUCCCUGCCUGACAAGAACUCCUGCAACAACACCCUCCUUUUCAUUCCUGACUACCGUUUGGCCGAAGGAUUGUCUAAUAGAAUACCACACAACCAAUCACAAGAUUUCAGCACCACCAGCUCUCACAACAGCUCAGAGCGAAGCGGCAGUCUCUCAGGUGGAAAGGGAGGAAAGAAGAAGAAGGCCAAGGCUGGAUCUAAACCCACCAAAGCCAAUGGGUCCAACUGGGCCAAUGUUCCCCUGCCCCCUCCCCCAGUUCAUCCUCUCCCUGGCACCGAGAUGGAUCAUUAUCCCACUGAGCACCAUGAAGGAGGAGGGUAUGAAAGCGACGGUUGGGGCCCGCCCAUGCCUGUGCAGACCUAUCUUCACCAGGGCAUGGAGGAUGAGCUGGAGGAAGAGGAAGAGAGGGUUCCCACCCCACCGAUCAGGGGGGUGGCCUCCUCCCCAGCUGCAGUGUCUUUUGGGCAGCAGUCCACAGCCACCCUCACCCCUUCUCCACGGGACGAAAUGCAACCCAUGCUUCAGGCCCACUUAGAUGAGUUGACGAGAGCAUACCAACUGGACAUGGCAAAACAGACAUGGCACAUGCAGGGAGGCUCUCUUCCUCCCCAGGCUCCAGCUCCUCCAGUGGGAUAUGUGUCGAGCACAAUGGUUUCUGACCUGGAGACUGACCUGCCCGAUGAGGAGGAGGAGGAGGAGGAGGAGGAGGAUGAAGGCUACGGAGCCAGGCAUCCUCGCGGUAUUGAGCACACACCAGGGUCUAGCAUGGACAACCUGGACAGCUCCUUAACAGGAUCCAUGGUGAAUGGUUGGGGCUCAGCCUCGGAGGAUGAGCGUAAUUUCUCCAGCCAUAGGUCCAGUUUGGGCAGCUCAUCUGAUGGCUCCAUAUUUACCCACUGCAGCUUUGCCCAGGCCCUGGUGGCGGCUGCAGACAAGGCAGGCUACCACCUGGAGGGCACCAGCCUCAGCAAGAGAGGUAAAGGCUUGUCCCACAGGCCCCGGCCCAGCAGUCCAUUCUCAACAGAUGGCAGCACAGUCGGCACACACAGCUUGGGCCACCAGAGGGCCACCAGACCCACGCGCAAACCCCGAAGCCAGGGCACAGCACCCCACCGGAGAGAUGCUGGCGCAGACGACCUACCUCCUCCUCCUGAGCCUCCACCCUGUCAGGGCCAGGCCCGUAUACAGGGGGCCCGCAGUGUAACCAGCAUGGCCCCCCCUACAGAUAGGAAGGCUUCAUCUCUAGAGCGCCCCCCUAUGUCAGGACCCCUGUCUGGGCCGGAUGACAUGAAGAGCUCCAUCGACAGGCAGACACGCACGUCUUUGGAUCAUCACCGCCAGGCUCAAGAGCGGCUGGGCUCUGUGGACCGAGCGGACGACGGGCGCCGGGGCCACAAAGCAGAGGACGGGUGUCUACCAUACAGUAAACCCUCCUUCCCCUCCCCAGGGGGCCACAGCUCCUCUGGCACCACUUCCUCUAAGGGCUCGACGGGGCCACGAAAGACCGAAGGGCCACGGCAGCCACAGCAGUGGACGGCUUUAGAGCACGCUGACUUCCUGGGGGCCAACGGACAGGGACAGUACUCAGGAGAGUUAUAGUGAUCUGCCUGCCAUGUGAACUGGAGAAAGCCUGAUCUGUCCUCAGCAGAAUGACGCCCUCAUAGUCGGGGUGAUGAACUUUGUCCUUACCUGUGUGUUCUCAGAGGAAGGCAGAGGGCACUACAGAGAAGCGCAGUGUCAGAGAACUGUAAAUGUGAUGUAUAGACACAAACAUACUGUACAUCUCACUAUGUUUUCGUCCUUGAGAAAAUAUUUUCCACCUCCUACCUUACUGUAAUUUUCUUUUUCUUAGAAAAAGGCAAGUAAAAAAAAAAGAAAACAUCUAUAUGAGAACACAUUUUUCUGGUAACUGCCCUUUGGAAAAAGGGAAUUUUGUUUCCUGUAAAUAUAUUCUUUCACUUGUUGCAUUGGUGCAUUGCUAUGCAAGCCUAAUUCAGUUUGAGCUUUUAUUUCCAUUUACAGGAACAGUUGGUUUUAUCUGGUUAUUUGUAUUAUAUGUGAAUUGAGUGGCUGUUGUGCCAUAAAAUAAUUGUUUUAUAAUCCAUUGUUUGUUAAUAGGUACCAUUAAUUAUUAUCAUUAUUAUUAUUAAUUAUUGUUUUUGCACUGCAAUUUUUGGUGAUAAGCACAAAAACAUAGCUCCUGCUGACAUGAAGAACCGGAAGAAUAUGUGAAGAGGAGUUUCUGUACUGUAAAGUAAAGAGAAGAAAAUUAUAUAGAAAUGUACAGAGAGAUAUUAAAGAGUAAGGCUUUGCUCACAGACAGCAACAAAUAAGGCACCCACUUCCAUAGUCGAGACUAACUGGGUGACAGACAAGGUUACUGGGAGUCUGAAGGGCAGAUACGAGGCUGAAAGGAUCGUACACACAGAGUAGGUUAUUUAAUUCACAAUGAACUGUCCUGAAACAAUAGUUUAUUAUGAAAAUGCGUACAGCCUUGUGUGUUCUGGACAGGUCCAGGCAUUGUCUUGUUUUCAGGAAUAGCUUUGUUUUAUUAUUUUUAUACAAAAAUCUCUAAGCAUUUCAAGCUUUUUUUUUUUUUUUAAUGAUCUACUGCCUAAGUAACACUGAGUUGAAGCUCCACAUCCAGCAGAACAGUAGACUAACUAUAAAACCAUUUAGAAGGAGAAAGAGUCAGUGAAAUCUGUCUUCAGUAAAAACACUUACAGAUUUAGAUUCAUGACUCUUCUUCUGCCUUAAUAGGUAAACUGACAUCACAGACAAACGGAGUAUCAAUCAGUGUUUCUCAUGACAGUACUCCCAAAACUGUCUUUUAAAUAUUAGUGGAGCAGUGUUUGUUUACAUCUUUUUUAUGUCUUUAGAUUCAUCCAUUGUUAAUAUUGUUUUCUGUUUUAGAGCACUUACUGUUUUAUGUUUGUCGUAUUAUCUGCUUUCAAGAAAACAACACAACCCGCCUGUCGGUCCAGCUAAGUGCUGUUAAAUUAGUUGUUUUUAGAUUUGGUGCCUCAGUUACCACAACAGUAUGUUAGCACACUCUUGUAACUUUCAUACUUGAGGAAGAAAAAAAUAGUGUGUGUAUGAUUUACGAUGUAGCUUUGAGUCCCAAACGGUGAAGUGAUAACAGAGAAAAGCCUUGUAUAUUAAUGAGCAGGUCCCACUGCCUCCAUAUCUACAGCCACAGUGUGGAGCAGAACACUUUCUAUCUGCCCGUCCAACACAAACACACACUCGUCAUCUGCCGCUUUUCACUUCUCAGCCUCCGAUUCUCAAUUUCUGUCUUUUCAGACGAUGUUUUUAUUGGUUGUUCUUUUUUAAUGAAAAAGCUUGUUUCUUUGUAUGCCUUUUAUGAAUUUAUGACUCCAAAACGCUGCUUAAAACAAUGUUAAUAUUAAUGUUCAGGAUUUUUGUGGUUCAAUGACUGUUUGUUUCGUCUUUUUUUGUACUGCUAAUGUUGAUAAAGGGGGGUGGAAACUAAAGGCCGUCAGAUGCUGUUGUACUGUUGUCGUCAUGCCAUCAUCAUUUUCUAUCAUCCAGCCAGUGGCCAGUGUUCCGGAAAUGAGGUGCAAAGAGUAUCUCAGGUUAUUUUACAUUCUGGUGGUGUUUAUGUAUGUGUAUAUAUGUGUAUAUAUCCAUAUGCAUCUCCACUUGAUUAUGCCAUUCCAUUUUCAUCGACAAAAAUAUCCCUCUCAUGUCUCAUCCUGUUGUCCUCUCUUUUUUCUUUUCUGCCGUGGAUUUCGAUUCAGAGUAUAAUGUGCUGGUUCAUCCACCUUAAGACAAGAUGUCAGUAAAAGAACAUACCAAAUUAAGAUUGAUAUUUCUAAUGUCUAAUACAUUUUAGUGUCUCUUUAAUACUCAUUGUUUUCUUUUAAAUCACAGUGUCGUUUUGUAUUUAUUAAAAUGAUAAUAAAAGUAUAUUGUGAAAUAUGCAUAAAGAUUUGUGGAAUAUAAAAUGUGUUUUUUGUUCCUUGUAAAAGUUUGCUGUCAGAGCUGAGCAGCACGGCCAUAAGGAGAUGAUAGGCGCACUGUGCUGGCAGCACGGUGAAAUGCUGGGUCAGUCGUCCCCGGAGUCACUCUUUGUCCUGCAUGUUCAUUGCACUGCUCCUCUCAUGUCAAAACUAAAGAAACAUAAAACCUUUUUGAACACAAGGAGCAAAAACGCUCAAAACUUGCUUGUCAUGACAAUAGCGAAAACGUCUUUUUGGAAGGAUGAAAGUACUUUGGCUUUCCCUCUCUUUUGUUCAUUUUCUCAAUAUUGUUGGUUCUUUGUAGCCUAUCUGUGUGUUGCCUUUUUGCUAUAAAAGAGGAUUAAAAAUGACAAAAAGAGAAAGUUGUUGGGUGAAGUCUUUCUGUACAGCAUGGGGUGAGGUAACGCCUCAGUCCAAUGCCAUUUCUACACUACAAUACAUUCUGCUUUUAAUUUUUCCUGUAAACCACUUUCUGUAUUCACUUGCAUGUCCUUGUCCAACAAGAGAGUGGAUCAAGAAAAUAAACUUUUACAGUCUCAUUCCCAUGUCCUGUAAAAUAAAUCCAUGUUCUUUUAUUUCCUUGUACCUGGAUCCAUAUCAAAUAAAAUAUUUUUGAAAAAUGA